Messenger RNA from Knipowitschia caucasica, 2802 nucleotides. NCBI's taxonomy places the organism in Eukaryota, Metazoa, Chordata, Actinopteri, Gobiiformes, Gobiidae. The record is from the annotation of a GenBank genome assembly.
AUGGAACCGCAGACGAGAAACAGGGCCAAAGGGUCAAUGCGGGGAGAAGAUGAACCGCUGAAGAAGCCGGUGCCAAUCUAUGAGCAGACGGUGAAGGACGAGAAGGGCCGAUACCAGAGAUUCCACGGGGCGUUCACUGGAGGCUUUUCUGCAGGAUAUUUCAACACUGUCGGCACCAAAGAAGGAUGGACGCCCUCAACAUUCAAGUCCUCGCGGGAAGACAAAUUCGACCAGCAGCGGGCCCGACCGGAGGACUUCAUGGACGAGGAGGACUUCGGCGAGCACGGCAUCGCUCCCAGAGAGAUCACCCGCAGCGCAGAGUUCCAGUCGGGACACAGGAAAGAGGCGUCAGAAAAAGCUCGAGCCGUGAACGCUCAGUCGUCGCUGAUCCCCGGAGACACACUGCUGGAGGAGAUCAUCGCUCCUGCCAAGUCGUCCAUCGGUGUGGAGCUCCUUAAGACAAUGGGCUGGAGAGAAGGUCAGGGGGUCGGACCCCGAGUGAAGCGGAAGCCAAGGAAACAGAGAACAGAGGAAAGUCUCCGGGUUUACGGCUGUGCGCUUCCAUCCAGAGGAUCAGAGGGCUCCGAGGAGGACGACGACGAUGACGAGUUCGCUCCAGAGAAUGUGACGUUUGCGCCCAAAGACGUGACCCCGGUGGACUUCACUCCUCACCUGGGCCUUCAGGGUCUGGGGUACCGUGGCCUGGACCCGGGUCUGGCUCUGGGGCAGGGGGCCGAGCACAUAAACCUGUUCGACCCUCAGUUCGACUCCAAGGUGAAACUGUUCGGAGGAAAACAGAAGCAGAGCAGACGCAGAGGAGUCGCUGGACAGGGCUUUGGCGUGGGCGCCCUGGAGGACGAGGACGAGGACAUUUAUCAGAGAGACUCCAUCUCUAAAUACGACACAGAGAUCAAAGAGGAAGAGCCCACAGACGGACUGUUCGGCUGGACGGCGCCGCAGGAAUACACCAAGAAGAAGGCUGCAAACCGGGAUGCCGCAUACCUGGGUAAAAUCUUGGAGGGAUUCACUUUGGCCCAAAAGUCCGAAGCACUAAAAAGCACCUUCCCUCCACCCCGACUUCCCAGAGACUACCGGCCCGUGCGGCGCUUCAACCCUGGCACGUUUGUGAGCCACGUGUCGGGGGUGAGUCCUGCUCUGGCUCAGGCCCUGAAGACCUCCAGGGGCCACAUGGUCAAAGACGAGCCCCAGACCGGACGCCAUCAGCUGGACUCUGGGCAGCGGAGAACCCUGAUCGGAGAGGAGGCGCUGGAGGGUCCCAGUUCAGUGAUGGACUUACUGAAGCCUGCCGACAGAGAGCGUCUCAAACACAUCCGGAAAUCACGCAGCGAACCCCAGUCUCACCCGUCCAAAGACUCCAGCUCCCAUAAUGCAAUGCGGCCGCCUUCUCCUACUCUGGCGCCGUUUUCAAAGCCCCCAAGCGUCACAGCUCCCCCUAGUGUGUGCCUGAUGCAGCAGCAGGAGGCCCUGUCUGCAUGGAGAGGACAGACCUCGACACAAGCGUUUAAACCAUUUGACAAGAAUCCAGAGAAACAGGAACGAUACGAGAAGUACCUGAACUGCCUCCGAGAAGGACACACCGACGCGCUGGACCAGAGCGUGGACUCUGAGAUGACGGAGUGGGAGAGGAGUCGGGAGAAGGAGGAGUUUGUGCGGGCGUCCAUCUUGUAUCGGCCGUCCUCGUCUUUCCUGUCAUCCAGAUUCACCAGGGGGAAACAAGACGACGAGGAGACUGUGGAGGUGAACCGGGACGAAGAGGGAGAUUUGGACGACAAACAGGCUGCAGUGAAGAUGAAGAUGUUUGGGAAACUCACCAGAGAAACCUUUGAGUGGCAUCCGGACAAACUGCUGUGCAAACGCUUCAAUGUCCCCGAUCCUUUCCCCGGAUCGGGACUUGUAGGUCUCCCACAAGUGAAACGGGACAAGUAUUCAGUGUUUAACUUCCUGACUGUCCCUGAGAGCAAGGAGCCUCCAGCUCCUCUAAAACCCCCGGAGGUGAAGAAGUCUCGAUGGGACAUGUCGCAGGAGAUGAAGAAUAGUGACGCUCCAAGUGAGACGAACCCAGACAACAGCGAGGACCAAAACAGGACCACGGACGAGUCCAGGACUGCAGAGACCCUGGCUUUGCCUGCUCCAGACACUAAAGACACAAAAACAGAGACUAAAGAAAAGUCGAGCAGAGAGAGCGACUCGGACAGCAGUGACUCGGACUCGGACUCUGUGGCGGAGGAGGAGACGCGGCCUCCCAUGGACGUGUUCAAGGCCAUUUUCUCCUGUUCCUCCGACGAGAAAUCUUCAUCCGAGAACGAGGAAGAAGAGAAGGAAGAACCGGAGCACAUCACACACAAUCUCUUCAACAUCGACAUCAGCGCUCUCCCCGCCCCUGCUGUAGCCACGCCCCCUAGUGCGCCAAUCAACCGGAACACGGCUCACUCCGCUCAAGACAAAACAAGAGACGAACAGGAUUGUUUUGGUCCAAAGCUGCCUCCACCAUCUUCUACUUUGAGCAGGAGCACAGGUCUACGGCCCAGAUCCAGGUCUCCCAGUCCAGGUGAAAAAUCCAAAAAGUCCAAAGACAAGAAAAACAAGAAUAAAAAGGAGCAUAAGCACAAGAAGGAGAAGAAGAAGAAGAAGCAUAAAAAACAUAAGCACAAAGGCAAAGAGAAGAAAAGCCGGAAAGACGAGAGCAGCUCUGAAAGCGACAGCGACGAGAACGCGGCAGAAGUGUCCACAGAGGAACUGCUCCGGAGGUUGAAGACCGUCCGCUCUCAGUGUCCUCUGUGA